AUGGUUUACCCCUCUCGACCGUUACUCAGAAUAUAUAGUCCACGAUCACUACAUCACUACUAAAUCGGAAAGUAUUCUGUGAUUUAAAAGUUUCAGGCGCCAACGCUUAGUGCUGAUGUGCAUUGGCGUUUAAAGAUAAAUGUGAUUCCCACAAAUGAAGAUGGAAAAAUCCACCAAGUUCAAGAAACUGACAUUUAUACAGGAAAUUCCAGUAUGAUCACCCAAACUUCAAGACUAUUUUGAAGAUGAUGAGUGAGUGCAACAUCAUUAAAUACGCUGCUUAUCGAACAGCUGCCAAGUUACGAGUCUUGCAGAGAGCCCUUCACAUGGACACCCUACGACUUGGGCUGAUUGCAGGAGUAUUUGACAGGCAUCACUUGCAAGUCACAGAAAAUGGAGUUAUCCUUGAGUACAGUGAACUGGAAGCUGUAAUUUUUGACAUCUUUUUUGCUGCUCAGAAAGAAAAUCUGUCCCGCAUAGACGUGGAUCUGACUACAGAACUCAUGCUGAACUUGCUGUUCAGUGUUUAUGAUGGAAAGCACAGUGGCUCACUAAAGGUGCUCCCAGUGAAGGUAGCACUGACUGUUUUGAGCUCAGCUGACCUACAAAAGAAGUACCAGUACCUGUUCAGUCAACUGGCAGACCACAACAACUGCAUCUCCAGCAACAAGUUUGAGACCCUGCUCAAGAACCUCACAUGUAUCACCGAGUAUCUCAAUGAGUCCACUGCAUUUGGCUCCAAGUUCAUCACUUCAGCAGUGGAGAGCUGUUUCCAGCAGUCACAGGGAACAUUAGGUAUAACAGAGAACAUGUUCAUCGGUUGGCUGCUCAGUGAACCCCAGCUGCUAGUAUGGCUCUCAACAAUGUAUCGUAUGCAGGUGGCAGAAACAGUGAGUCACAGUGUGAAGUGCAGUGCUUGUAAGGUGUACCCUGUCAUGGGGCUGCGGUACCAGUGUCUGGACUGUCUCUGCUACAACCUGUGUCAGACUUGUUUCUUCAUGGGCAAGGUUAGCAAGAGGCACAAGCUGAGGCACCCAAUGCAGGAGCAUUGUUACGAGACAUCAUCCAGAGAGACGACAUUUGCUUUUCUUAAAAUACUCAAGAACAAGUUGUGUGGAAAUUCGUCAAAACUGCAGUACAUCUCAGUGCAGCCUUAUGAUGUGGUUUUUGAAAGCAGUCACAGUGGAGAUGAUGUGUUGCUUACCCCAAGCUGCAUGCACAGUGGGGAGGGUGAGUCUGACGUCUCCACCCCAACAAUCAUUCAUAGCACCAAGGACAUUCAGCCACAGAAGGAGUUACAGAAUAUCAUCAGCCAACUGGAAGAAGAAAACAGGCGUGUCCAGCAGACUGUUGAGCAGCUGAGUGGGAAGGAGGACACAAGUGAUAUGUGUGAGCGUCUUCGAUAUCAUUACAUCCAUGUGGGAACCCAAGUGCAGCGGCUCAAACUACUCAAGUACUAUUUACUGGAGAGAUCCCCCUAUCAGCUGGAACAUCUGCAGAGCACACCUCUCCUGUCAGCCACACAGCAAUACAGAGAAACCUCAUGCUUUGAAGACAUCAGUCCAAUCACCAAAGAGACAGAAGACAACAAACAAUUGGCUGGAAUGAGGGAGUUGCAGCUCCUCACAUGGCAGAUGAAAAAUGACAGGCAGACCAAUGAGAGUGAUAGUGAUGAGACAACUGUAGAAGUCAACAAUGUCAUCUCUACAGUGCUACCCUCAGUGUCAGAUGUGUCAGUAAGAGACCUCAGUACAUGGGUGGCUGGGAGAACUCUUGACAGAGCAGAAGAUAAAGACCCAAGUACAUUUUCUACCUGGGUGCCAGAAUGCUGCCACAGUGACCCAAAACAAAAGCUGAAGGAGCUGCAUGGAGAUCUGGAUGCAACACUUCAGAAACUGCAGGAAAUCCUGGCUUCAAAUUUCUUACUAGAAGAAUCCUUCAGCAGCAGAGACAACACUCAGCUUCAGCAAGGUGCACAGGAGGUGGAGGACUUGAUCACAGGUCUAAUCAGGAGUGUUGAAAGUCAGAAGACAUCUUGAAUCUGCUGAACAUGCACAGUAUUGACAUUACUGUCUUCUGGCACAUGAUUGCAUCUAGUUUGGUACAGUGAUACCAUCAUUUAACGAAAUGGAGGCAGCGAGUUCCUCUAGAACUGGCAGCUUACUUGGCAUCACAUCCCAGACCACAGCAGCAAUCUUCAUGGCCACUACCAUGAGAACGUCAGUUCUCACUUGCAUAGUAUUAUCUUGAGUUAUAUGUUGUGUGAUACAGAAAACUGUUAUAUUUUUAUGUAGGAUGUAAUUUGUAAUAAAAUAGAGGAAUUUGAGAAUCACAA
Cryptotermes secundus is the source of this 2335-nucleotide messenger RNA. RefSeq names its product dystrophin. Gene Ontology annotation, molecular function: zinc ion binding. The transcript is spliced from 12 exons. The record is from RefSeq and is a predicted model, not a curated record. The coding region runs from base 246 to 2039 and encodes 597 amino acids. Lineage: Eukaryota; Metazoa; Arthropoda; Insecta; Blattodea; Kalotermitidae. Gene Ontology annotation, cellular component: plasma membrane. Gene Ontology annotation, biological process: synaptic signaling.